Molecule: messenger RNA, 3287 nt
Organism: Physcomitrium patens
Lineage: Eukaryota; Viridiplantae; Streptophyta; Bryopsida; Funariales; Funariaceae
Source: RefSeq, a predicted model, not a curated record
GCGAAAACACGUCCGUUUGUCUGUGUUGUUCUUGUUACCCUACUCACCACGACGCCUCCUCGUCCUCCUUCUAAUCCUGCUUGCUCGCUCGCUUGCCUGCCUCAGUGUGUUCUUUCUCAUCGUGAUCGGCGACGAAAUCUUUUCGCUGGUCGUCAAUCGGGCUACUCUCGGAACGCAGCGAUGAGCGUCACUUGCAAUUACCGCAUCUAGAUCCCAUUUUACACCACCUCUGUUCGUCUUUCAUGCUUCGUUGCUAAUUCUGCCGGACCAUUUCAAAUUCUCACCUAGUUUGGACAAUUGCGCAAAUUCGUUGAACUCAAGGACUUUGUGCGAAUUUGGGAGGGGAAUUGGUGGAGGGCUCGGGGGGUUUGGGGGCUGGAGGGAGAGGAAGUGGACGGAGGGGCGUUGUUCUGGAUUUCUUUGAAGAGCAGUCGUGGCUUACAACUACUAGCUGCUGGGUGUUGAAAUUUAGGGCGUAUAUGGGUCGAGACGCCUUGCGUUGUCUAAGUUACACUUUCUUUUUGCAUUGCAUACUCGUCUGUUAUACCUCUUCAGCAACAAUUACCUUUGGUAGAAGAUCGGAUUUGAUGGAAACACAAGCUGUCAAUUGGGGUGCGCUGGACGCUUUGGUUCUGGACUACGUAGAUCAAGAGCAGCUGCUCGAGGAUUCAGGGGGUGGCAGGCCAUAUGAUCCCAAUUUGAAUAAUCCGCGUGAAAUAAUUUCCAUCGUACGCUUACUUAUUGAAGCAGGGCACAUCACCGAAUCCCUGCAUCUGUUGCAGCAACAUGCUCAGAUAGUUUUAGAAGAUCCACGCCUUCUCUUUCGACUCUAUAAGCAGAAUUUUAUAGAGUUGUUGCGAGCUGGAGGCCCAAAUGCUCACAUGAAAGCCAUCGAGUGCUCACGCACUCACCUAGGCCCAUGCGCUUUGGAUGCUUAUCCUGAGGCAUACGACGAAUUCAAGCGUGUCCUUUUAGCGCUUAUGUAUGAUAAAGAUGAUGAGAGUUCACCCAUUGCUGAAGAGUGGUCCGAAGUCAGGAGGACUGAGCUGGCUGCAACGGUGUCGUCCACUCUCACAGCUCAAUUGCAGGCAUACGAUCCAUUACUCUCAUCGAUUGUCCGCUACUUGAUCAGUAUUCAUGAUAAUUUCUGUCAACGACAAGCUUUGGCCUCUCCAAUCCUCCACAUCUGCUCCAAUUUGCUCUCCAAAGACCGUGAUCCUCCCGCCACGCCUCAGGAACGCUUGUUGGAAGCUCCAAAGUUCAGUGAGAGUGAUGUUCAAGACUUAGCGCAAGCGGUGGAGAUAUCUAGGCAGGGAGCAGUGGAUAGUCUGCGUUUCACUGGGGGUGAUCUUUCAGCUGCUUUUAAGAACGAGUUGAGCCGCUUUAGGGUGAAUGUUGCUGCAAUGGAUGAGCUUGUUCGUGAGUAUUGCAUGUACAGAGGGCUGGUUAAAGGAUGCGCGAAGGGCGGUCCAAGUAGUGCGGUAGCAAUGCAGCUAAGUGAUGUCCUUGCGGCUGAUGUUGGCAAUGGAUUCAAAGCUAUUGGAGCCAGAGGGUCGAUUUCUCAGCCCACACCAACAGAUACGUGGCAAAAUGGAGAACAAGUACCUGCCGGCGUUGGUGACAAUGCUGCCUCAAAUCAUCAGCCAGAUACGGCAUUGGAGGAUUUAAGUGUUCUGACUGCAUUACGAGAAAACAUGGACUACUCUUCGCCGGAAGGAUUGGAAGACUUGCCAAAUGACGUGAAUAUGGAGGAACCUGCUAUGUCAGUCACCGAAGUGGCCGCAGAAUCUUUCUCUCAAGGAUCUUGCAGUAUGACAGCACCUGAGGAGAUUCGGGAUUCUGGUAUCUGUAGUACAAGCGGAUCCACCCACCUGGGUGUUAAUGGUUGUCGUUCAGCAUAUUUGCUUUCUGAGGGAAGCAAAGUCGAUUGUAGACGCCGCAGAUGGCAGGGAAGGAAACAAUUCAUGGCGGUUAGAGAGUAUGCUGAAGGUUUAUGGAACUCUUCCUCAGACCUAAAUAAUCUCAAGAACGGUCUAGAAGCAAGUGAUACAUCACGAUGUGCUUUUCUUACGGAUACGAAGAUGGAACACGUGGAUGCCUUUGAGAUGUAUGCAAGGGCAUUAGAAAUACGGCAAUUGGCGAGCGAGGGCAAAACCAACAGAGUAAUAUUGGAAACGUGCAAAUUGAACCCCAACUUUUUUGAGCAUAAUCCACAAAUCCUUUUUCAGCUCAAGCAGGUCGAGUUCCUCAAGCUGAUUGAAGGUGGAGACCUCUUUGGAGCAUUGAGUGUUGCUCGAGCUGAUUUAGGUCCUCUCGCUGCAAGGUUUCCUGACCUUCUUAAGCCACUCAAGGAGACACUUCUUGCUCUUGCACGCCCCAGCAGCGAACCUCCCCUUAAGCCAACUCCCCCAUCUGUGUUGGCAGCUGCGCUCCAGGUGGCCCUGGGGGCAAGUUUGGGUAUUGCAGAACCACAGUUGAUGAAGGUCAUGAGAGCCUCCCUUUACACUCAUACUCAAUGGUGUAAACUUCAAAUGUGUCCUGAUCGCUUUGCCGAUUUCCUCAACCUUAACACGCUCAAGGAACCUGAGGCAGCGGCAGAAACCUUAGAAUGCACCACAAAGGACUUGAAAACGGUUGGGGAAUCAGGUUCGUGUAUGUCGACAUCUGAAAUGAGCGGGAGCCAACUUUCUGACGCGCUGAGGGAUCGACCUCUCUUUGAUGACGCUUCCGUACUGACAUUAAUGGAAUUUCUGGCCUUGUCGAGAGGAGAUGCCAUCCGGUUGCUUAUGCAGUAUGAUGGAAGCGUGGAAAACGUCAUUCAACAUAUAGUGUCAUAACUUGCACGUUGUAUAGUCAAUAGUCUAACAACAUUGUCGUUGGCAGUGUGCUUUUUUUAAUCUUGGUGGACAAGCAUUUGGCUCUUUGCACAUUAUUGUCAGUAAAAAUGUAUGUAAUCCUAUGACCAAGGCCUUCAAAGAGGUGUGGUGUACUUGACGUGAUCUUCGUCCGUGAUCCUAUUCUCGUCCACGUUUAUUAAACUGGGUUGACACCGGUGCUGUAACAGUUCAAACCUAGACACUUCAUUUAGUAUUUCAGACUGUCGGCAGUACAGUACACUCCGCAUUUCUGCUCUGAGUUCAGGAUAUAACAUGAUGGCUUUUUUGCUUUCUGUUGAGAUCCAUGAAAUUACAGUAUUGAAAUAUUGCUAUGACCCAACCCAUAGCUUGGAAGGGUUGUUCUACUUACGAAGACGUGUCAAUUACAUGAUAUUAGAACAAUUUUUGUAA